AUGAAUAUCAAUAGCUCCAUUGAUGAAAUACCCUAUGAUAACCUAUGGACAAGUGAUGAUGAGGCGGUAGAUCAAUCAAAUAAUAAGUUUGACCAUCGAUUCAAGACAAGAUUGAAUUCUCUUUUAAAAGAUUCAAAUACCAAUAAUCUAAUAUCACAGGAACUCAUUAGCGACAACAAUAGCACCAUAGAUGGUGCCAAUUAUGAUGAGGAUAAUAAUAACAACCGCAUGGUUCGUUGGAUAACCUUGGACAAAAUAUCCCACAUCAUUUUCAGCCCUAACUUCGCGAUGAAAUAUGGAGCAAUCACAAUUUUCAAUUUGUUAACUGAUUUCAUGGUGUUUGGUACAAAUCGUGGGUUGACGGUGAUUUUUGAUUACAACCAAAACAUUAAAGGGUUUUUGGGAGUCAAUAACAAGCAAGUGCUCAGCAGCGGGGCAGUAACUAGUUUGGCGAUCUCCUUAGAUUCAACGUAUAUUGCCACUGGUCACAAAUACGGUAAUAUCUUUAUAUGGGAUUUGAAAGGAUUAACCCCUGAGUAUUCCGGGGAGCCAAUUCUAUCGAUCAACCCCGUAACCAUCAAUGAUAAAGUGAAUGGGAGAGAAGGACAUCUAGUAAAUAAGCCUAUAAAUCAUUUAUUCUUCUUAAAUAAGCGUCAUACUGCAAUAGUUAGUACUGACAUUGAUGGAUUGGUGCUAUUUCAUGAUGGGUUUAGAAGUAUAUUUGGAUAUAAUUACAAGACCAGGAAAAUCCUAGGGAGCUCAGACUUGGAUUUUACAUUUGGCCAAGAGAAAAGUAAUAAUAAUAAUAAUAAUAAUAAUAAUAAUAAUAAUAAUAAUAAUAAUAAUAAUAACGACAUCAACACGAAAAAUAAGGGUAGCAAGAGACUCAGCUACUUGGAUAAGAAAACUAAAUGCUACGUAUUUGGAUGCUCUCCAUUACCAUUGUGCCAACUUCAUGAAAAGUUAGACUUGCUAAACUUGAUUGCGGUAAUCACCUCCAAUGCUUUAUUGGUGAUUUCUAUUAAUCCUCAGUUGACAACCCAUAUCAAAAUUGGGAAGCCAGUGAUUCUUAAAAACCAAGAAAAUUUAAAUUUAACCUCAUGCUUGGGCUGGUAUCCCGAGCUUGUGUAUAACAAUAGAAAAGUGGGGGCCAGAUUGGCAUACUGUUUCUCCAAUAUUUUAACGGUUCUAGAGCUUGAAGCAGUCGAGAAUCAAGAUUUGGAUAGCAAAAACUCUAAUGAUAAAGAUGAUAAUAAAAAUUUAGACUCACUAAGGGUGGAAAUUCAAGACAAGAAAAGAUGGGUGUGUGAUGAACCAAUCGUUUCUGUCUUGUGGCUUACCGGGAAAAUUAUUCUUGUGAUGACGGUGUCGUCAAGAAUUUUGGCCAUUGAUACUGGAUUAAUGAGAUUCAAAUUGAAUGAUAAGCAAGAUCUUAGACUUUUUGGCUCUGUUGAUGCUAUCUCUAACCAUAUUAUUUAUAAUAACUACAUUAAGAAUUUCAUCCCUGUUGAUAAUUACGCUAAUGAAGUUUCUAUUAGUAGCCAAAUUGGAUUAUUCAAUACAUUUGAUGAUACAUUUAGAACAUUCAAGAACAAUAUAUUUAUCUUAACCAAGAAUAAUAAGAUCGCAAUGGGAUCAAUGAGCAACUGGGAAAGUUUUUUGGUGGCGGCGAUCAAUGAGAAAACUUUAAAGUCCAUAAAGGUUGCAUUAAUGGAAUGCUUAAAUUUUUAUACUGGGGAUUGUGAUUUAAUUAGAUAUCGAUUGAUGGGAAAGGAUGAAGUUAGACACAGAUUGAUCAGCAAGCAUCUACAAAGAUUGAUUUUCUUGAAUUUCAACGAAUGGUUUAGUCAAAAUCAAAAUAUUUCUAACCAAGAAGAAAAUCAUGAAGUGAAUGACGACAAAGUUGAUGAUGAAAGUGCUCAUGAAUUGCAAGAAUUGCUCACGCUAGCAUUUACCGGGCUUAUUUCCAUGAAUUGCUCUUCAGAAAUUUAUGAGCAAUUGUUUGAAUACUUUGAAGCUUCUGAUAGUUUGAAAUCAAUAUAUUUCCAAGCUUUAGAAACAUUUAUUUUCACCAAGCAGGUCCGGAACUUGUCGCCAAAAAUUUUGAAAGAGUUGGUGAUAUCCUUCGCCUCCAAAAUUGAUGAAACACAGUCCGCUAAAUUCCACCAGUUAGAAGAAAUGAUCUGCUUACUAAAUGUCAAAGAAAUGGACCUUGAUUUGAUUAUUUCGCUUUGUGAGAAGUAUAAGCUUAUUGAUGCCAAAAUAUUUAUAUGGAAUUCAUUACUCAAAGAUUAUAUUGGGCCAUUUAUGGAUUUCUUGACUACUAUUAGGAAAAUUACUUACAAUUCAGAUCAUUAUGUUGAAUCAUUACUAGUAUUAAAAUAUCAACUGAUGAAGGUAUAUUCGUACUUGACUUAUAUUUUGACCAAUAGACAGUAUCCUUUGGAUAUAAUUACUGAAGCAGAAGAUCCAGAGAGUAUGCGAAAUAUAAAAAUGAAUUUGUAUUAUAUACUCUUCAAUGGGUCUUCUAUUGAAUGGCCAAUAAACUCAGGGGAAAUUUUUUUUGUUACAGAUAAUCCCAUCAAUGAGCCCUCAUUUCCUUAUCUUUAUUUAUUAUUGAAAUUUAAUACGGAAAAAACAUUGUUGAUGUUAAACGAAGUAAUGGAAGACGAGUUUCUCAAUGAAGAUGGGAUGGUUAACGAUGAUGCUGGACUGGUAAAGUAUCAAUUUCCAAGGACUUUUAAAAUUAAUCGUCAAUAUAUUAUUGAAGUGUUAAUCAGCAUGGUUCAAGAACAUGAGACGUUGUUUGAUUUGAAGAAACGGAUUUAUUUAAGCAUAUUUGUCCUUAGGAACUAUCCGAAAUAUCCGCAAUUUAUUACAAUCAAUGAUUCAUCAUUGGACCAUUUAAUUGAGAAUAUUUGUGAUUUGCAUCAGCUUGAUGAGGAUAAAGACUAUGGGUCAUUGAAGAAGGAUUGUGAGUUUAGUUUGCAAACUUUGUUAAGCAUUUAUCAUCCGACUAAUUUAAACGAUGAGUUGAUGUUCUAUUUUGAAAAAAAUGAGUUUGAAAAUUUGUUGUUCAGUUUGUACAAGUCUGAGAAAAAGGCUGGUAAAUUGUUUGAGUUGUGGCUAAAUAAUCAUGAUGAUGAUGAUUUUCAUGGGGGAGACUACUCUAAUUACGAGAUUUUACAGUUAUGUUUCCAAUUAGUGGAGCAAGAAAAUACCAUUAUGGAGAAUGAAAAUUUAGAGAGUCUCGUUAAACAAAACUUUAAAAAAUUGAUAAAUACCUCGGAUAAAGGUGAUUUAUCAGAAUUGAUCAAGACCUUCAAUGGCCAUAACUAUGAACUCAAUAGACAAAUAUAUCACAUUACUGAUCUCAGAACUCAAUUUGAAUAUUUGGGAGCCUUAUUUGAAAUUGUGUUUGAUGAUAAGCAAGAGAUUACGAGAAAUAAAAUCGUCGAAGAUGAUGACAUAUUACAUUAUGUGGGAUUGCUUUGCCAAUUUAAUUCGGGACAGAUUGUGAGGUUCUUGAAAAACAUCAAUAUGGGAUUUUUCAACGAUACCAUCAAUCGGAGGUUGUUGAAUACUUUGAGAGAUUGUAAUGCUAUAGAUGGCAUUGUCUUUUUACUACAUGAUGUUAGUAAACAGUAUACUGUUUGUUUGGAUGAGGUAUUGUUGUAUUUAGAGAGCCUUGUUCAAGAAAGUUUAACUGAUGAUGAAGACAUUGGGAAGCUUGAAAAGAACUUAUGGAAAUACUUGACGGUUGCAGUUGAUGAUUGUAAAAUCAUUUCUGAUGGAAGUGUUGUCUCCGGAGAAGCUUCCUGGAUUAAGCUUAAUGAUUGUUUGAAUAGGUUUAUCAAGUUGGCUGAAAAACAGCUUGAUUCUUUGGAUGAUGAUGAUGGUGGAGAAAAGAAAUCUAGAAUCCAAUCAUUAGUUGAUUUAUUGAGGAGAUUAUUACAAGAAGUAUUUGUGAGCUUGAUGAAUACCAAUUUUGAAGAACCUGUUUGUAAAACUGAUCCAUCACUAGAGUCCAAAAGCAACACGAUUUUCCUUCGUAUUUUCAACAAGUUUUUGGAAACUAGCAAAGGUGGUAAUUCUGAUAUAACCACGAUUGGGGAUAUUAAAGGAAUUAUCGAUGAGAUAUUCUUUUUGAAUGUUUAUCAAGAAAAAUCUCUCCGGAUUGUGCUUGAUUUAUAUAAUACUGAAGUACGAAAGAAUCUUGAGGCGAUUCAGCUUGAAAAUGGCAAAGGGAUUUCUCCAAAUAGCAUUGAGUGCUGUGGAUGUGGUAAAAGAAUCUGGGGACGAAUGAUCAGCAGCAAAAUCAUUCAAAAUUGGGAGGGGUUCCACAGAAAAAGGACGCAAUAUCUUUUGGAUAAUGAUAAGAAAAUCAAUAGUAGUGACUAUGUGGAAGGUCUUCAAUUCAAUGAAGAAGUGUGGAAAGAAUUGAAAGUGGUGAUUUUCAAGUGUGGGCACAGUUAUCAUUAUCAGUGUGUCCAACGUUUAGGGGUGAGUGAGGAUGACAUGAAGUGUAUUAUUUGUCAUGGAGGCAAAGAAGAUGAACGAGGAUGA
Molecule: messenger RNA, 4566 nt
Organism: Saccharomycopsis crataegensis
Lineage: Eukaryota; Fungi; Ascomycota; Saccharomycetes; Ascoideales; Saccharomycopsidaceae
Gene: VPS8
Product: CORVET complex membrane-binding subunit VPS8
Exons: 2
Coding region: 1-4566 (1521 amino acids)
Biological process (GO): protein targeting to vacuole; endosomal vesicle fusion
Cellular component (GO): HOPS complex; late endosome
Molecular function (GO): protein binding
Source: RefSeq, a predicted model, not a curated record